Nematolebias whitei (Rio pearlfish) is the source of this 1093-nucleotide messenger RNA. RefSeq names its product TRAF3 interacting protein 2a (gene traf3ip2a). The record is from RefSeq and is a predicted model, not a curated record. Gene Ontology annotation, biological process: humoral immune response; positive regulation of canonical NF-kappaB signal transduction. The coding region runs from base 1 to 708 and encodes 235 amino acids. Lineage: Eukaryota; Metazoa; Chordata; Actinopteri; Cyprinodontiformes; Rivulidae. The transcript has 7 exons.
AUGCCCUCCCAGGGGGCCAGCUCACCAACGGACCCCAAUAGGAACCCCCCUCUGAGGCCUCUUGUCAAAGAUACUCCAUAUGUUCCCGGUGGAUCUGUGCCUCGGUGUGGACCUCUUCCUGCAGAGGUGAUGCGUGAGGUCAGUGUGAACUGCUCUGGUCCAGCAGGUCCAGGAGCAGUCACACAGGAGGUGAGAAGAACCAUCAGCUUGCCUGAGGAGUGCCGGAAUGUUUUCAUCACAUAUUCAGUGGAUGCAGCUGAAGAAAUCAUUCCCUUUAUCAAAUUUCUGACCAGUCAGGGAUUCAAUCCAGCAAUUGACAUAUUUGACACCCCCAUCAGAAGAAUGGGCAUCGCUAAAUGGAUGGACCGCUACCUGAAUGACAAAUCAGUGCUAAUCAUUGUGGUCAUCAGCCCCAAAUACAAGGAGGACGUGGAAGGAAUUGGAGACGAUGAGCAUGGCCUGCACACCAAGUACAUUCACAACCAGAUUCAAAACGAGUUCAUCCAACAAGGUUGUCUGAACUUCCGACUGGUUCCGGUCUUGUUUCCUAAUGCAACCAAGAAACAUGUACCUAACUGGCUCCAGAGCACCAGGAUCUACCACUGGCCCAGCGACACCCAGGACCUGCUGCUGCGCCUGCUCAGGGAAGAACGCUACAUCAUCCCACAGCGAGGCACCUACCUCACCCUCACUGUCCGUCCUCUCUAACAACCUGCAGAACGGGACUCAUGGAAGACAGGCUGACGGUCAAAACCUCAGUGCAGGUUUACUUAAAGGGAGCUUAGCUCUAGUCUCUUUUUUAUUUGGACUUUUUUUUCAGUUUGGUACGAUUAUGAUAUAUGGUACCUACAUUGUUUUAUGAUUUUACUCCUCAUAACAGAUGAAAAGUGACUAAAAGUUUGCAACAGUGGAAAUAAAUGACUCCCUUUUAACAGGAAAAGAACUCCAACAGAACCAGACAGACUCAUGAUGGGUAGUUAUCUGCUUUGACUGGCUGGGAUUCAAGAGGACAGAAAAGAGAUGGAAACAAAAACACAAGCAUUCGUUCAAGAUUACUGUAAUGUCCGCACUGUUGAGUGCACCUGAAUAUUAC